AAGCACCAAUUUCUGAUGGAUGCACAAGAAUUUAUAAUGAAUUUAUUACAAAGAAAAAAACCAAUUUCAGUUAUGCUGAUGUCAACGAUUGUUAUAAAAGCUUUCCGUUUGAUAAAGACGUUGCUUCUAAGACGAUUGAUACUUUAAGUGGCCUUGUUUGUGGAUUUUAUGUAUUUUUGGAUAAAGCAAAAGAACCUCCACAACUUGGGUUUGACUUUAGACCGGUAGAUUUAAAAGCAGAAUUAGAAAAUUUUCGGAACAAAUCUUAUUCAACUUUGUAUGAUUUUACAAUUGAUGUUAAGCAUCUCUUUUAUGAUUUAAAAGAUGCGCAUACAUUGUUUGGUUCAUAUUGCUUUACGACAUUUUUAUUUCAUACGAAUAUGACAUUCUACUCUGUUGUUAACAAUGGGGAACAGAAAAUUAAAGUAUUUGAUGAUACUAUUGACCAAUCUAAUAUUGAUUGCGAAGUAACACAUAUUGAUGGUCAACAAGCACUCAAAGUAAUUUACGAAUUUGCCAAUAAUUCAGUUUAUGCAUCAAGAAAUCUAGGUGUACGAUUUAAUAUAGCUCUUGAUCGUGCCUAUAAGUUCCCAUCUUUUGCUGUACGAUCUGAAAUACCAGAGAGGCCAGAUAUCACUUAUACGCUCAAAUGUGAUGAUAAAAAUGUAUUUGAUGUUAAAAGAAAUUGGAAUGCCUUUGCUCAAAAUAGUACACUUUUAAAUAAGUUUAAUAAUUCAAAUUCCUAUUUCGAUAAUAUUUGUAAUCCUACAAAUGGAAUCACACCAACUGGACCUCCUAGUACCUCAUUUCAAGAAAUUAGAGUUGUACCACCUGAUGACUUUAAUAAAAUUUUAGAGCAACAAGACAAAAGUAUAACCACGAUAAAAAUUAUUGAUAGCUUUGUUAGCUUUUUUAAAAUGCAAGAUUUUGGUAUUGUUAAAUUUUUUACUGAAAGACCCGCUGAACAAAAUGAGUCUAUAAAUAUGCUUCCAGAUAUAAUUCAAGGAUUUAAAGAGCUGGAAAAUAUGGGCGUUAAAAAGGUUGUUCUUGACUUAUCUGACAAUACUGGUGGAUUUGUUUUCAUCACUUAUUUUAUCAGUUUACUCUUAUUUCCUAACACCUUCCCUUCCUUUGAUAAUGAUAUUCGAAUUUCCGAACAAAUGAGGCUUGCAAUUACUGAACAAUAUAGACUUAAAACCAAAAAUAAUAUUUUUGAUUUAACAGGCUAUGUUAAUGCAAAAACUCUGGCUAAUUUUACAAGUGCUGAAGACUUCAUUAAUGAUAAUAUUUAUACACGUGGUGGUGUUAUGGAUAAUUAUUCUAAUAAAUAUAUUGAUGAAGCUAAUAUAAAUGCGAUGAAUGAACAAUUACCAAUAUUUUGA
This is a messenger RNA of Dentiscutata heterogama, 1382 nucleotides long. The record is from the annotation of a GenBank genome assembly. Lineage: Eukaryota; Fungi; Glomeromycota; Glomeromycetes; Diversisporales; Gigasporaceae.